UGGGCGGGACUUCCGGUUUUGUUCGUCGUCCCUCUAAACCGGUGCGGAAGUCGAGUUGACUCGACUCGGAAGGUCAGAGUUUAUUUGGUCAAAGCUAUUUUUACACAUGGACGUUAUACAUGUAACUUAGCGUUUCGGUCACAAGGAGGUUUUGGACAUAUUUCCCGGUAGGAAACGCAACUUUUACGAACGUGACCACAAAAUAGAUAGCGUGUUUAUAAUAUGUCCGGGUCUAAAUGCGCGCCACUGAGCGGACAGUUGGUCCGACAAGUGGUGGACUCGGUGGACUGCGUCCUGUUCGACUGCGACGGUGUCAUCUGGCGGGGGGACAAGGCCAUCCCCGGAGCCCCGCAGGUGGUCAAACUACUCAAGCAACAUGGCAAGAGAGUCUUCUUCGUCACCAACAACAGCACCAAGACGAGGAAGAUGUACGUGGACAAAAUGUCCACGCUGGGCUUCGACGUGAGCGAGGACGAGGUUUUCGGGACGGCGUACUGCUCCGCCGUGUACCUGCAGACGGUGUGCAAGCUGCAGGGGAAAGUCUACCUCGUCGGCAGCGACGCCAUGAAGCAGGAGCUGGAGGCGGUGGGGAUCCAGCAGACCGGCCUGGGACCUGACCACAUCUCCGGGAAGCAGACCGACUGGGCCAGGGUGGCGCUGGACCCGGAGGUGAAGGCUGUGUUGGUGGGUUUUGAUGAACAUUUCAGCUACAUGAAGCUCAACCGAGCCUUGCAGUACAUCACCAGGUCGCAGUGUUUGUUUGUGGGAACAAACAGGGAUUCCAGGCUGCCUCUGGAGGGGGGCACCGCUGUCCCAGGAACUGGAUGCCUGCUGCAAGCUGUCGAGACCGCAGCCCAGCGCCAGGCCGCCACAGUGGGCAAACCCAACCGCUUCAUGUUUGACUGUGUGGCUUCUAAAUUCGGCGUAGACCCCGGCCGCUGCCUGAUGGUGGGCGAUCGCCUGGACACGGACAUCAUGUUGGGCUCCAACUGUGGCCUGAAAACCCUCCUCACCCUCACCGGGGUCAGUACGGUGGCCGAGGUGGAAGCCAUUCAGAAGAGCGGCUGCGCGGAGAAGCAGGGGAUGGUGCCGGAUUAUUACGUGGAGAGCAUCGCAGACCUUCUUCCAGCCCUGCAGGGAUGAGACCACCCUGGACUCAUGCCGCCCAGGAAAUUAGCUAAUCUGAUGAUAGUCUUCCAUAUUAUCAUCCCUAUGACUACCAUGCUUUUGUGGUGUGUUUAGAGGACACAAAAACUAAAUCAUGUUCAACUGGGCCAUCAUGGAUCAAAUGAGCAAGAAUUAAAUAAGUACCAGUAUUAAAAUAACAUAGUUAUCUUUAGAUUUAUUUAUAUUUCCACGUCCUACAAAUAUGUGAGGGACAAAUAACAAAAGAAAGGUAUUAUUUAUAGAAUAAAUUACUGUAUUUUUUGGACUAUAAGGUGCACUUAAAAUCCUUUCAUUUUCUCAAAAAUCGGCAGUGCGACCUAUAACCCGGUGCACCUAAUGUAGCCAUUAAUUCUGGUUGUGCUUACCGACCUCGAAGCAUUUUUAUUUGAUAGAUGGUGUAAUGAUACGUGCGGCCAGUGGGUGGCAGUCACACAUAAGAGAUACGUGUGGACUGCAGGUUGACUGACAUCUGUUCAAUAAAUGACACAAGCAAGUACCCGUAAGCAAACAACACCUGAACUUUGAUGCUUCAUUGAGAUUGUGGAACAUUACACUUGUAGCUCAAAAAUGUGUCAAAAUGUUUUAGUACGACUUUGGUAAGCUCCGAAGCCGCACCACUUGAUGGAAAGCAGAUAGCGUAAUCAUACGUACUGUGUUUCAACAUAUUGGUAUUAUGUUUAUAAGGAUAGGUAAAAGGUAAAACAUAAUCCAUGCAACAUUUUGACCACUAUUACGUGUUAGGUAGAUCAAAAAGAAGCGUUUUAAAUGUAGAAAAUAAAAUCAUAUUAUGACCGUUUUAAUGCGCCCUUAUAAUCUGGUCCGCCCUAUGGUCCGAACAAUACAGUAAUAUAUUUCUUUGUAGCCCUUUACAGUGAAAUUAACCACAUAUGGUAUCUUACAGCAAAAGUAUUUAUAUCAGAUUAAUUAUUGAAAUAUAUUAUUGUAGGUAGGAGACCACGGUCAAGACCCAGGGCACGGUGGAGAAACUAUGUCUCCCAGCUGGCCUGGUAACGCCUAAUGAUCCCCCGGGAAGAGACGGACAAAGUAGCUGGAGAGAGAGAAGUCUGGUCUUCCCUGCUUAGGCUGCUGCCCCCACGACCCGACUUCGGAUAAGCGGAAGAAGAUAGUAUUGUUAAUUUCCAAAUAUUAAAAUUAAUUUUUGUAAAGGAACAUUUUUUUGCAGAGAUAAGUGAAACCUCAUAGUGUGUUAUUUUGUUUUUAAAUUAAUUUCUCGGUAUGGUGUCCGUGUUCAAUGUGUAAACUGUCCUGAUUAUUAGCAGACAGUAUUUUACUAACAAGAGACAUACUUAGGAUGUCAUCACUCUGAUUAAGCAACUAAAGGAAGCCAGUAUCAAUGUGGUAUUUGGUCAUGUGAGUGCGGUCAGCUGACAGGAUAAUGCAGUAGAAAGUUAUGUAUCACAACAGAAAGGGAUGAUGUGAUUAUUCUUUGUGACCGCGUGGCCAUCCCCUCACUCAUAUUGCCAACAUGCACUUCUCCCCCUAAUAAAAAUUACUAUGCUAUUUUGAUUUGUUUUUCUGCCGGUUGUGUGUUUAUAAAGACACAUUCCGCGUUCAUGCACUCAGGUGUUGCAUGUCGCCUCUCUGCUGCUGAGACAUGUCUUCCAUGCUGUGGCUGCUUGUGUGCCUUUGUCUAUUGUCCUGGCUGCCAACUGUGUGCAAUACACAAAGGGGAAAUGUAGCCAAGUUCUUAUUUCGGAGCAGCACCAAAAUUCUGUAUGCACCUGGAUUUUUGUUAGUAACGGAGAUGAAACCUGCAAUUUCCCAUGUAACCGUUUUAUAUAAACGGGACCAAUGCAAUGUGCGGAGGAAGUCACACAAUCAGAGGCGAGAUAUCAGCUGUGUGAAAAGAAUGGUUGUCACAAUACCAGAAUUUCAACUGUUGUAACCGAUAUCUAUAAAUGUUUUAAUACUAAUUUGUUCCCAUGUUAAGAAUAAAAACUGAACUCCAUGUAGUUCCAAGGUACAUACAGGUUUUGGCGCAACAUAUGUUGUCAUCCAAGCGACGUUAUCAUGGGCGCCCCUGCUUAUUUCAGCAAGACAAUGCCAAGUCACGUGUUACAACAGCGUGGCUUCAUAGUAAAAUAGUGUGGGUACUAGACUGGCUUGCAUGUAGUCCAGACCUGUCUCUCAUUAAAAAUGUGUGGCGCAGUAUGAAGCCUAAAAUACCACAACGGAGACCCCGGACUGUUGAACAACUUAAGCUGCACAUAAAAAAAGAAUGGGCAAGAAUUCCACCUGAAAAGCUUCAAAAAUGUGUCUCCUUAGUUCCCAAAGGUUAAUUGAGUGUUGUUAAAAAAAAGGUGAUGUAACACAGUGGUAAACGUGCCCUUUCCCAACUACUUUGACAUGUUGCAGCAAUGAAAUUCUAAGUUGAUUAUUAUUUGAAAAAAAAAAAAUAAAGUUUAUGAGUUUGAACAUCAAA
This is a messenger RNA of Nerophis ophidion (straightnose pipefish), 3610 nucleotides long. RefSeq names its product phosphoglycolate phosphatase (gene pgp). The record is from RefSeq and is a predicted model, not a curated record. The coding region runs from base 223 to 1143 and encodes 306 amino acids. Gene Ontology annotation, molecular function: sn-glycerol 3-phosphatase activity. Lineage: Eukaryota; Metazoa; Chordata; Actinopteri; Syngnathiformes; Syngnathidae. Gene Ontology annotation, cellular component: cytoplasm. The transcript is spliced from 2 exons.